Messenger RNA from Acanthisitta chloris (rifleman), 709 nucleotides. RefSeq names its product mitochondrial inner membrane protein COX18. The annotation marks the transcript as partial. The record is from RefSeq and is a predicted model, not a curated record. NCBI's taxonomy places the organism in Eukaryota, Metazoa, Chordata, Aves, Passeriformes, Acanthisittidae. The transcript is spliced from 5 exons. Gene Ontology annotation, biological process: mitochondrial respiratory chain complex IV assembly; protein insertion into mitochondrial inner membrane from matrix. Gene Ontology annotation, cellular component: mitochondrial inner membrane. Gene Ontology annotation, molecular function: membrane insertase activity.
CUGUGCCCAAACAUUUGUGCUUUUCUUUAGCCAGCUGGAAAACUUGCAGCCCGAGAUCAAAGCCCUCUCGGAGCGCCUUCGCUAUGAAGUUUCCGUGCGUGGGAAGCAGCUGGGCUGGUCUGAAAGGGUGUGCAGGUUCCACUUCAGGAAGAACCUGCGGCGGAUUGUGACGGAGCUGUACGUCCGGGACAACUGCCACCCAUUCAAGGCCACCCUGCUGGUGUGGGUGCAGAUCCCCGUGUGGGUGUGCGCGUCCCUCGCCCUGCGCAACUGCAGCGUUGGCGCCGCGGGCUCCGCAGUCCAAGAGGAGUUUUCCUCGGGAGGAGCUCUGUGGUUCACAGACCUCACGGCACCUGAUCCCACCUGGAUUUUGCCGGUUUCCCUGGGGCUGGUGAACUUGCUGAUCGUGGAGAUCUUUGCUUCUCAGAAAACAAAGCAAGUUUCCAGGUUCCAGAAGCUCGUUACGAAUGUGUUCCGCGUGGUGUCCGUGCUGAUGGUCCCUGUUGCUGCCACCGUCCCUUCCUCCAUGGCGCUGUACUGGCUGUCCUCGAGCCUCGUGGGGCUCUCCCACAACCUCCUGCUGCGCUCUCCCACCUUCCGACGGCUCUGCGGCAUUCCCAGGACCGGAUCCGACUCGGACACUCCGUACAGGGACAUCCUGGCUGCCCUGGCUGCCCGGUGCAGCCUGCACAAGGGACGUCUGAGCUGA